Messenger RNA from Sphaerulina musiva SO2202, 1099 nucleotides. RefSeq lists its product as uncharacterized. The transcript is spliced from 2 exons. NCBI's taxonomy places the organism in Eukaryota, Fungi, Ascomycota, Dothideomycetes, Mycosphaerellales, Mycosphaerellaceae. The record is from RefSeq and is a predicted model, not a curated record. The coding region runs from base 74 to 826 and encodes 250 amino acids.
GGAGAUUCCAGUCAUCAGUCACGAUCUGAACAACGCUGUAUCGCAGAACCGGUGAAUACAUUCAAUCGAGACUAUGAAUAGGUAUCGCUUUGGCGGGCCUUCGAAGGCAACAGCGACGACAUUGUGCCAGAAAUGUCUGAAGAGAGGGCACUAUACAUACGAGUGCACAAGCGCACAGCAAGAUAGACCAUACACUUCGCGCCCUUCAAGGAGUCAGCAGCUCUCAAAUCCCAAAUUGGCCCCCAAAUUAUCUGCGGUUUUGCCUCCCGUAGAACCUGCGAGCAAAAACAGUCCAUCUAGGGCUCCAGUGGACCGGGAUCACCCAGUGAAUGGCAAGACUUCCAGGCCGACGAGCAGGCGUCGGAGGUCGAAUUCGACCCAUUCUCUGGAUUCAGUAUCCUCCUUUUCCACCAACAGAUCGCGUUCAAGCUCUCGCACGCCGCCUCCUGCCUCAAGAGCACCGGGAGCAAGAAGAAACCGGUCUUUGAGCAGAUCUCCCACUCGCUCUCCCGUCCGACGUACCAUAUCACCGCCAGUAGCUUCUACACGUCUCGGCAGGCGCAGGAGCGCGUCUCCGGAUCAAUAUCGCCCAUCGGCACGCAGCAAGUCUCCAGAACGAGUGCCGAAGGAAGCUUACACCGAGGCCAGAUAUCGACGUAGAUCACGAUCUCGCUCGCCAUAUCGAGGCGACAAAAGAAGGUCAAGUGGAUCUGCGUCUGAAGGAAGAGAUACGGCACCUGUCAAUCGGUCCAGACCUGCCGCGCGGGAGCGAAGUCUGAGUCCCUAUAGCCAGAGGCUUGCGAUGACUAAAGCAAUGAAUGGCUGAGGAACCGUUUUUGUUCCAAGAAGCAGAGCAGAAAUUGACUUGCAAGUGAUCGCACUAGAAAGUAUCGCGCAAUCAAUGACUAGUAGAACGGCUCAACGUUUGACCCACAAUGCCUGCGAACGUCUUUUUGGCUUUCUGGAGAUGCUGAAACGGUCGUAAUUGGGACAAUUGGCGCAUGACCGUUGGAUGGUCCCGCAGUUGGCAGUAAUGUCUGCAUGCCACGAGAUAGUUGCCAAUUCGACAUGUUGCUGGAUUGGGCUGUUUCACUUCCCG